UUUAUUUUGAAACUUCAGACCGGAAAAGGUGGGUUGUUUAUAUCGCGUCUCUCCUGGUUCUUCUGACCGAGUGUUUAUGCUCUUCUGAGGCCGACCAUGAGCGCUGCUGUGCGGCCUGUGACUUCUCUCCUCCUCGGCCUCCUCUGGGCCUCUUCCGCCUCUGCCUCGGAGUUUUCGCGGCUCCGAAUCCCGCCUCACGAGCAGGUGGCCCGGGUCGCCCGCUUCAUCUCGCACCGGUGUGACUGGGCCUCCAUGGCCACCAUCUCCAGCCACGAACAGGUGGCGGGUCAGCCGUUCUCCAACGCCUUCUCAGUGAGUGACGGCCCGCUGGGCUCCAGCUCCGGGGUUCCGUACAUGUACCUGACCCGGAUGGAGGUCUCCGUGCAGGACCUGGAGGUGAACCCGUCAGCGUCUCUGUCCAUGUCUCUCGCUCAAACAGAUUACUGUCGUCAGCACAGGUUUGACCCUCAGAGUCCUCUGUGCGCUCGCGUCAUCCUGUCUGGAUCUGUCAUGCAGGUGAACGGGACGGAGGCGGAGUUUGCGAAGAAGUCUCUGUUCAGUCGACACCCGGAGAUGAUCGACUGGCCGACGGAUCAUAACUGGUUCUUCUCCAAGUUCAACAUCACACAGGUGUGGGUGCUGGAUUAUUUCGGCGGAGUAAAGAUCGUAACUCCAGGCGAAUAUUUCCAGGCGUCGCCGUACAGGAAGUACCUGUGACGUCAGAGACGCUGUUUCCUGACGUCCACAACUCUUCACUGUUCAGUCUGUUUAAAAACCAAUCGAUCAAUAAAGUUGUGUUAAAACAGAAUGAACAUGUGGCUCUAAAGUGAUCACAUGAUGAGAAUUUAAUGUCAAACAAAUCAGAUUUUCAUGAAUUCAGUUUUGACGUUUUUUCUUUUUAAAUGAACAGAAACAGAAUGUGUAGGUGUGACAGUCACAUUAUAAAUGUGUGUGUGUUUAUGUGGUGUGCAGUGUUAGGGUUUGACCACAGGGGGCACUGUUAACUUUCUAAAAAAACAUGAUGGCAUUAAAAAAGUGUACAUUUGCAUUUUAUCUAGAAAAGUUUAAGUUUAAUCUGAAAAUAUUUAAUUCUGCACACAGAAACGCAGAAUAUGUAAUGUAGACAAAUGUACAUCCCAUAAUUCCAACCUUUUCAAACUAAACCAUUUCUGCCCUUUGAGCUGAAAUAUUCAACCAAUGUGACGUUUGAUUUGUAUAAAUAAAGUUUUGAAAAACA
Molecule: messenger RNA, 1237 nt
Organism: Solea senegalensis (Senegalese sole)
Lineage: Eukaryota; Metazoa; Chordata; Actinopteri; Pleuronectiformes; Soleidae
Gene: creg1
Product: cellular repressor of E1A-stimulated genes 1
Exons: 4
Coding region: 97-717 (206 amino acids)
Source: RefSeq, a predicted model, not a curated record